Molecule: messenger RNA, 1040 nt
Organism: Hibiscus syriacus
Lineage: Eukaryota; Viridiplantae; Streptophyta; Magnoliopsida; Malvales; Malvaceae
Product: U-box domain-containing protein 11-like
Exons: 1
Coding region: 66-1025 (319 amino acids)
Cellular component (GO): nucleus; cytoplasm
Molecular function (GO): protein binding
Source: RefSeq, a predicted model, not a curated record
GUCAGAGCCAACCCCUUUCUCUUCAUUCAAACCUUUCUUCUUCUCUUACAAUCUUAUCCAAAUCAAUGGAGGAUAAGCGGCGAACCGCUCGAAGCCUCGUUGCGAAACUCAGCUCCGUCUCUGAACGCACCCGAACCGACGCUUUGUCGGAAUUAAGGCAGAUCUCCAAGCUCGACCCUGAAAGUCGACGGUUUAUAGCCGACGCCGGCGCCGUUCCUUACCUUUCCGACACGCUCUAUUCUUCUUCUCAAACGAUACAAGAGAACGCCGCCGCUACUUUGUUGAAUCUGUCGAUUACUUCGCGCGAUUCUCUCAUGUCCACCCGCGGUCUCCUAGACGCGUUAUCUCACGCUCUGAGCAAUCCGGCUUCGCACGCGGCGGUUCAAUCCUGCGCCGCCGCGCUUCACAGCCUUCUCAUAGCCGACGAGUCUUAUCGUCCGGUGAUCGGGUCGAAACGCGAUAUCCUUUACUCGCUGUUGUCGAUCGUCGGUGACAAACACGCGCCGACUCGUUCGAUUAAGGACGCGCUGAAGGCGUUGUUCGGAAUCGCGCUUUACCCGUUGAACCGGGCGAGCCUGGUGGGUCUCGGGGCGGUUCCGGCUCUGGUGUCGCUGAUAGUGAGGGAUGCGAGGACGGGGAUCGUGGAGGAUGCCACGGCGGUUCUGGCGCAGGUGGCAGGAUGCGAAGAGACUGAGGAAGCUAUGAGGAAAACAGGUGGGGUGGGGGUUUUGGGUGAGCUGUUGGAGGAAGGGUCGUCGGCGAGUAGGAGAGCGAGGGAAAACGCGGUGGCGGCGCUGCUGAACAUGGCCAGGUGCGGCGGAGAAAGGGGGAGGAGGGAGGUGAAAGAAAUGGGGGUUAAAGUAAUGGAAGGAAUUGCAGAGGUGGGUGAGAAUGGUAGUGGUAAAGGGAAGGCCAAGGCUCUUGAACUUUUAAAGCUUCUUGUUGACGGAAAUGGUAAUGAGGUGAGCGACUUUACGUUUAAAUUUCAUAAAAUUAGUUAUGAUUUCAUUAAUCAUUCUGUAUGAAGAAAAAAAUUAUGG